This is a messenger RNA of Phascolarctos cinereus (koala), 2281 nucleotides long. RefSeq names its product Rac family small GTPase 1 (gene RAC1). Gene Ontology annotation, molecular function: GTPase activity; GTP binding. Gene Ontology annotation, biological process: small GTPase-mediated signal transduction. NCBI's taxonomy places the organism in Eukaryota, Metazoa, Chordata, Mammalia, Diprotodontia, Phascolarctidae. The record is from RefSeq and is a predicted model, not a curated record.
GCCGCCUCCUCCUCCUCCUCCUCCUCCUCCUCCGCCGCCGCCGUCGCCGCCGCCUCCGCGGCAGCCCCACGAGCCGCCCCGAUGCAGGCCAUCAAGUGUGUGGUGGUAGGAGACGGAGCUGUAGGUAAAACUUGCCUACUGAUCAGUUACACGACCAAUGCCUUUCCUGGAGAAUAUAUCCCUACUGUCUUUGACAACUAUUCUGCCAAUGUUAUGGUAGAUGGAAAACCUGUGAAUUUGGGUUUAUGGGACACAGCAGGCCAGGAAGACUAUGACCGAUUACGUCCUUUAUCCUAUCCGCAAACAGUUGGAGGCACGUAUGGUAAGGAUAUAACCUCCAGGGUGAAAGACGAACCAAUCGCUGAUGUUUUCUUAAUUUGCUUUUCCCUUGUGAGUCCUGCAUCAUUUGAAAAUGUCCGUGCAAAGUGGUAUCCUGAAGUGCGACACCAUUGUCCUAACACUCCCAUAAUUCUAGUGGGCACUAAACUUGACCUUAGAGAUGAUAAAGACACGAUUGAGAAACUAAAGGAGAAGAAGCUGACUCCAAUAACCUACCCACAGGGCUUAGCCAUGGCAAAGGAGAUUGGUGCUGUGAAGUAUCUGGAAUGUUCAGCACUCACACAGCGAGGCCUCAAGACAGUGUUUGAUGAAGCUAUUAGAGCGGUUCUUUGCCCACCCCCUGUCAAGAAAAGGAAGAGAAAAUGUCUGCUGUUGUAAAUGUUACAGCCCUGCCCUAUUCCCCUUUGAACCUUUGUAAGCUUUGCUUAAACAGUGGAGCAUUCACUCAAUGCCAAGUUUUUGUUAUAAAUUAGUUUCUUUCCAUAAAACCUUCUGAACCAAUCAAUAAUUUCAUGGUUUUGUUUAAAGUGUUAGAGAAUGAUUUUUUUUUCACAUUCUAUUACAACUAAACCCUAAAAAAGACAAGCCUACUUAAAGCCUUAUUUUUCAAAAGCCCUGUUCUUGCUCAGAUUAAGUGUUGCCAAAAUAUCCACUGAACUAAGUUGCAUUGUUGUGCUAUGAACACUAAGCACUAAACUGUGUUUUAAAGACCUUUGUCUUUGAGAAGACUGUUUUAAUUUCUGAUAGUAGGAAAUGCAAAAACACUUUCUAACUCAUUUUUCAGAUAUGUAAAACAGUACAGUAUACUUAGUGAAAAUGUUUAAUGCAUUGAAUAAUUUAUCAACCCAUGUUCAUUAUAUAACAUUGUACUGUAUAUCAGAAUGGAAUGUGUAUAACCAAACUAUAGUCUUUGGAUCAAUCUUUUGCUUUCACAGUAAAGAUUCUUUCAAGAAUCAAACUCUUGCUGUGAUUUCAAACAGAAGUCCCAUGUGUGUUUUUGUUAAUGGAGUAUUCUCUUUAACAGCAAUGUUUUUGGGUUGGAUUAUUUGAAAUAUUUGGUUUCACCAUGGAAUAAAGACAGUAUUUUGACAUACUCUGGAACCUAGGAUUAAUUUACACUACAUUGUAUACUGAAGAGUGGAAAACUGAAUAAAUUUUGUCACGGGUAAAAAGUUUAAAAAUCAUAACCGUUAACAUCUGUCAAAUGCAGUAGAUAAGAAAGGUUGAUGUUCUUGGUAAGUGUUUUGUUUCUAAGCUUUUCUUUUUUCUUCUUUUUCCCUUCCCCCAAGUAGGGCAUUCAUUUAAUACAACUCUGAACUGGUCAUUCCCACAGUUGUGAACUUAAGUAAAUGCUUUUUUCAUCAAACCCUUUCUUACUGAGCAAUAUUACUCUACUUGUAUUUUAAAAAUCUUUCUCAUUAUGUAUUAGAACUUUGCAUUUUUGUAGUUUAGAAAAAGCGCAUUCUUUUCAUGUUACCUUUGUUUUAACUACUUUCUUUAGUCUUCGCUAGUAACUAGGUGUAAAAAUCAUGUGAUUCAGCUUUACAAAACUUUUUUUUAAUAUACUUUAGCUAUUAAAAUAUGAACCUUCUUAAACAUCACUGUAUUGCCAGGUUACCAACACUGUAACACUACUAAUGUCGACCCUGUUCUUGACCUCACUUACAUGUACACAUGCUUUCUAUUGCUUUUCCUAGUAACGUGACCUCGGGCCUGUGAGGUUCUGUCAGCUUAGUGCUAAUGCUAACAAUGUUCUGUACAUCCUAAACACUGGCAAGAAUAUACAAUAUUGAACUACAACCUUUCAACCACUAGAACAAAAUUUUGAAGAUGCAAAAGUUGCAAAAUUGUGGAGUGUUUUUACAUUGAUCUUUUGCUAAUGCAAUUAGCAGUAUGUUUUGCAUGUAUGACUUAAUAAAUCCUUGAAUCACGUUACUGGUAA